CACAGGAAUCAGAUGUAUGAAUCACCAACUUCUGUCUCUCAAGAUACCUCCCAAAUAGCGUCCUUCCUGUUCUCCACACUGCAUAGAAGAAGGCAUUUCUUGCUUGCACAGCAGUUUUCUCUCUUUACAUGCUUCCAGACACAACGAGUGAGACAUGAAUGGCACAAGCACAUGGCCAUCUGAGCAAAUGGAGGACAUUGCAGGUGAAACCGUGGUAGCCUGUGUUAUCCUGGCAUUAUCUUUCAUAGUGGGGAUGCCAGGGAACUUGAUGGUGAUCUGGACAAUUCUGCGGCACGUCAAAAAGCGCUCGCACACUGUCGUUCUUAUCCUCCAUCUGGCUGUUGCCGACCUGCUGGUGCUCGUCACGCUACCCCUGUGGAUCUACUCACUCGUGCGCUCAUGGGUCUUUGGCGAGGCGGUAUGUAAAGCCAUGGUGUACAUCAUUAACUCCUGCAUGUACAGCAGUGUGUUCUUCAUCACCGUCAUGAGCAUUGAGCGCUUUAUUGCCGUCCGUUAUCCAUUCACCUCCAUCAACUGGAAGAAGAAAAAAUUACUGAACAAAUUACUGCUUGUCCUAUGGAUUCUGGCUUUCAUCUUCAGCAUUCCUGUAAUUCCCACACAAGUUCUGGAAAAAGAGGAAGACAAGGAGCAAUGUCUGUUUAGGGAAUACUCUUCAACCAGCGAAGAGGUGGUGUUUCUGCUUCUUGAAACCAUGGUGGGCUUCGUGGUUCCCUUCGCCAUCCUUGUCAUCUGCUAUGGCUGCUUAUGGAAGCGAAUUACACAAAUGACCUUCAAAUUUAAGCAGAACAGCAUGGUUUUAAUAAUCAGCGUCGUGAUUGUUUUUGCCCUGUGCUGGAUUCCUCAUCACAUGUGUAACAUUCUAUCUCUGAUGGCUAUCAUACUGGAGAGGUGGCAUGCUGACAUGGCAGAGGGCGUGGAGUCUGUAAGGGCCAACAUGGCCUUUGUCACCGGGGCUUUGGUCUUCAUCAGCAGCACGGUGAACCCCCUGCUGUAUGUGUUUGCCGCACGCUCAUUUCGAAGCUCGCUCAGGGACACUGGCGUGCGAAAGCUCUUCCGUCAUAUCUCCAGCUCAGCCACAGGUGACGGAACAAAGGAGUUAUCUUUCAUAUCCAAAAGGCAAGCUUCCCCAUGUGAACCCAGCACUAACUGCCGUACUGAGUCAGAAAUUCUUCUGGAUGUUCCUUAGAAUGUAUGUCAAUCCUAGUCGGCCUUGAAAUUAUUUGACAUUUUGUGCAUGUUUUUGUAUAAUUACAGAAUAUUGUGUUCUUGUUUAUUGUAUUUCUGUAUUAUAUUUCUCGAUAAGAAAAAAUCUGUAUGUUUAAUUGUACAUUAUCAACAAUAUUUUAUUGGUGUAGAUGAAUUAAAUAAUAUUUUAACAGUGUAUUGACUGAUACCAAGAAACGGUAAGAAUGGCAGGUACACUAUACUUGGGCUUAUUGUUGAAGAAUGUUGUUGUCAAAACCCAGUUAAAUACUGAUGGAUUUCAUAUGUUCUUUUGACAUUUGUGAUGAAUGAACGAGUUUUUAUUCAACCUUUGACUGAUUUGCCUGCUUUUAUAUUUAAAUAGUGUUUUAAUUGCUUAAUUGUAGGAAUAAUCCUCCUGUACACAACAUGUAUGGUAAUGCAUUUGAGUUACAUGUUUAUUUUUAAUUUAUGUAAUUAAUUAAUGUAAUCUAAUUCACAUUAACUUUUCUCUCACAGUUCAACUGUUUUUAAAAUCCAGUGUUGAUGCAAGAUGACAUGCGAUUGCAAACCACAUUGUAAAUGCAAAUCGCGUAUAUAGUUAAGAAGUUACUAGUUUCUACUUCCUUUUUGGAAAUUGCAACAUAAAAAACUGUUUCAUAAUGUGUUUAAAACCUUCGUAUGCACCACAUUGCAAAAUGGUCCCACAACAGUUUUUCGUUACCAGGGAGAUUCUGGUUUGUUUUUCAUUAAACAAUGUGGUUUUAUCAAA
Molecule: messenger RNA, 1975 nt
Organism: Brienomyrus brachyistius
Lineage: Eukaryota; Metazoa; Chordata; Actinopteri; Osteoglossiformes; Mormyridae
Product: leukotriene B4 receptor 1-like
Exons: 1
Coding region: 155-1207 (350 amino acids)
Biological process (GO): G protein-coupled receptor signaling pathway
Cellular component (GO): membrane
Molecular function (GO): G protein-coupled receptor activity
Source: RefSeq, a predicted model, not a curated record